AUGAAACAGCCGAGUGCAGCUGAUUAUGAGCUCAUCCCACCCGACGGAGGAUGGGGCUGGAUGGUCGUCUUGGGUGUUGCCCUCAACACUAUGACCAGCAUGUCCCUGGGUUCAGUUUUCAGCGUCCUCUUCGGAGACAAGCUGAGAGAGAUGGGACACAAAACAACCAGCGCUGCAGUUAUCAUGAGCAUCAGAAUGGCUGUCAUGCAGUUCUCAGGUCUCGGCAGUGGCCUAGUGUCGCCUUCCAGCUUCCUGGUAGUCAAGACGUACUUCCUGAAGGCACGAGGGCGCGCCGUCGGCAUGUCCAUGGCGGGCGGGAACGUGGGCCAGAUGGCGAUGCCGCACCUGGUGAGCUUCCUGCUGGAGGCGUACGGCUUCAGCGGCGCGCUGCUGGUGCUGGGAGGGGUGACGAUGCACGGCCCGAUGGGCAGCCUCUUCUUCCACCCUCUGGAGUGGCACGCCGAGCGCCGCCCACUGGCCGCGGAGCUGCAGCCGCUCAGGGCGGGGGUCGACGGCGACGCUCCGGCGGACGCGGAGGCCUCGCCGAUGCGGCGCUCCAAGCGGUACGCCUCGUCGCUGUCCCUGGCCAACUCUGAGAUGGGCGAAGUGACGGACGUCGUGUUCGAAACUCACGGCCAGAAGGCGACGCCAGCCAACGAGGACAUCGGAGGUGCCGGGGACCAAAAGCCGCAGCCGGUGUGGCGCCGCGUGGCCUCCUUCAUGGACCUGGACCUGCUGCGCAGCGGCGUCUUCCUGAACACGAUGCUCGGCACGGGCAGCAUGGUGACGUCCAGCGUCAACUUCACGCUGCUGCUGCCGUUCUACCUGCAGCGCGUGGUCGGCCUGCCGCUGAGCGACACGGCGCUCUGCCUCACCAUGCUGGCCGUCGGCGACUUCCUGUCCAGGCUGACCGUGCCGCCCGUCACCGACCGCCUCGGCGCCAGGCCGCGCCACGUCUUCUUCGUCGGAGCCGUACUCACCGCACUCACCAGAUCAGCGGUGGCCAUGAGCUCCGGGCUGGUGACGCUGUGCAUCUGGAGCGCCCUGUCUGGUUUCGCCAGAGGCGUCGCCGUCGUCAACUCCAACAUGUGCGUCGCAGACACCUGCCCCGACCACAAGCUGCCGGCCGCCGUCGGCCUCAACAUGAUGUUCGCCGGCGUCCUCAUGUUCGGCGUUGGGCCCAUUGUGGGUUUUGUCCGUGACAAGACGGAAGACUACCCGCUGUGUAUGCACCUGCUGUCUGGAAUGCUGCUCACGGCGAUGUUUUCUUGGUUUACUGAAGGCGUCGUUCAGUGGUACCGCCAGAAGAGAUGA
Molecule: messenger RNA, 1314 nt
Organism: Schistocerca cancellata (South American locust)
Lineage: Eukaryota; Metazoa; Arthropoda; Insecta; Orthoptera; Acrididae
Product: monocarboxylate transporter 1-like
Exons: 6
Coding region: 1-1314 (437 amino acids)
Biological process (GO): monocarboxylic acid transport; transmembrane transport
Molecular function (GO): monocarboxylic acid transmembrane transporter activity
Source: RefSeq, a predicted model, not a curated record